Molecule: messenger RNA, 2011 nt
Organism: Epinephelus lanceolatus (giant grouper)
Lineage: Eukaryota; Metazoa; Chordata; Actinopteri; Perciformes; Serranidae
Product: 5-aminolevulinate synthase, non-specific, mitochondrial-like
Biological process (GO): erythrocyte development; hemoglobin biosynthetic process; heme biosynthetic process
Cellular component (GO): mitochondrial matrix; mitochondrion
Molecular function (GO): pyridoxal phosphate binding; 5-aminolevulinate synthase activity
Source: RefSeq, a predicted model, not a curated record
UGUGCAACAUACUACAGCUACGUCACCGCAGUGACUGAGGUGUUGUAAUUUCUCCAGUUGGAGUUUCCUCAACGUUGAAGAAGAAUCGUCCUUGGAAAGCGGCCGAGGAGCACGAGACUGAGCUGCAUUUAAAUUAUAGAGGACACAAAUCAGGUCAAGAGUAUCUCACAUGGACGCAGUGAUCCGCCGGUGCCCUUUCCUCACAGUUGUUCCCAGUGUUGCCCUGCAGCUGGCCGGGAAGUCAUCACUGCUGAGCUAUGCCCAAAAAUGCCCCGUGAUGAUGGACCUGGCCUCAAGACCUCUGGCCAGAGCUCUGUCCUCUUCAGCUUCAGCUUCCAAAGGCACUCCAACAAAUGACGAUCCAAAGCAUGAAGUCAAGCUGCCCCCGGGUCACAUCAAGCCACCUGCGGGCCAGGCUGUCGGCUCCAAAUGUCCUUUCCUGGCUGCAGAAAUGGUGCAGAAAAAUAACGGGGUGGUAAGAGAGGCCAGUAUGGUGCUGCAAGAGGACGUCCAGGAAAUGCACUCUGUACGCACAGGGAAAAGAGAUACGAGUCUGUCAGUUAUGGAUCUUAUCGAGGCAGACAAAGUCAACUCAGGAGCACCAAAAAACCUUCUGAAACCCACGUCUUCCAGAGUGUCUCACCUGCUGAAGGACAAUCUGCCUGAGGCUGUUACCUUCCAGUACGACAAGUACUUUGAAAAGAAGAUUGAAAGCAAGAAGGUGGAUCACACAUACAGGGUUUUUAAGACGGUGAACCGAUGUGCCCCCUCGUUCCCCAUGGCAGACGACUACUCAGAGUCUCUCCAUGCAAAGAGGGACGUGUCUGUGUGGUGCAGCAACGACUACCUCGGCAUGAGCCGUCACCCCAAAGUCACCCAGGCCAUCAUGGAGACUUUACGUAAGCACGGCGCUGGUGCAGGAGGCACACGAAACAUUUCAGGGACGAGCAAAUUCCACGUGGAGCUUGAACAUGAGCUAGCUGACCUGCACAAUAAGGAUGCUGCUCUUCUGUUCACUUCCUGCUUUGUAGCCAAUGACUCCACGUUGUUUACUCUGGCAAAAAUGCUACCAGGUUGUGAAAUCUACUCUGACGCCGGCAACCAUGCCUCAAUGAUCCAGGGUAUAAGGAACAGCAGGGUCAAGAAGUUUAUCUUCCGUCACAAUGACGUCAGCCACCUGCAAGAGCUGCUUGAGAAGUCUGACCCCUCCACUCCAAAGAUUGUCGCCUUUGAGACGGUGCAUUCAAUGGAUGGGGCGGUGUGCCCACUAGAGGAGAUGUGUGAUAUUGCCCACAAGUUUGGUGCCAUUACCUUUGUGGAUGAAGUUCACGCUGUGGGCCUGUAUGGGUCCAGAGGAGGAGGGAUCGGGGACAGAGACAGAGUCAUGCACAAGAUGGACAUCAUUUCUGGUACCCUUGGCAAGGCAUUUGGCUGUGUGGGUGGCUACAUCGCCAGCACCAGCACCCUGGUGGACACAGUGCGCUCAUACGCUGCAGGCUUCAUCUUCACCACCUCCCUGCCCCCCAUGCUGCUGGCAGGGGCCAAGGAGUCCAUCAAGGUCCUGAAAAGUGAGGAAGGCCGGGUGCUCAGGAGGAAACAUCAGAGGAGCGUGAAGCUGCUGCGACAGAUGCUGAUGGACACGGGCUUUCCUGUGGUCCACUGCCCGAGCCACAUCAUUCCUGUCCGGGUGGCGGAUGCAGAGAAGAACAAUGAGAUCUGUGACAUCAUGAUGUCUCGUUACAACAUCUACGUCCAGGCAAUCAACUACCCCACUGUGGCCAAAGGAGAGGAGCUGCUGCGCAUCGCCCCCACACCUCACCACACUCCCCAGAUGAUGUUCUACUUUGUUGACCGGUUGCUGAAGACGUGGAAGGAGGUGGGCAUGGAGCUGAGACCGCACUCCUCAGCAGAGUGUGACUUCUGCCAGCAGCCUCUUCACUUCGAGCUGAUGAACGAGAGGGAGAAGUCGUACUUCACAGGCCUCAGUCACAUGGUAUCAGCUGUAGCGUGA